Sinocyclocheilus rhinocerous is the source of this 4439-nucleotide messenger RNA. RefSeq names its product A disintegrin and metalloproteinase with thrombospondin motifs 9-like. NCBI's taxonomy places the organism in Eukaryota, Metazoa, Chordata, Actinopteri, Cypriniformes, Cyprinidae. Gene Ontology annotation, cellular component: extracellular matrix. The transcript has 25 exons. Gene Ontology annotation, biological process: proteolysis; extracellular matrix organization. The annotation marks the transcript as partial. The record is from RefSeq and is a predicted model, not a curated record. Gene Ontology annotation, molecular function: metalloendopeptidase activity.
CAUCAUUGGACCUCACCGCACGUCUAUUAUCAAAUAUCUGCCUUUGGGCAGGACUAUUACCUUAAUCUUACGCUCGAGUCGGGAUUUAUUGCGCCAGUUUACACUGUCACGAUACUCGGAGCAUCCAGUGAAGGCAAUAAUUCAGAAGAGGGGGAGGAGGAGGACACGGAGUAUCAGCACUGCUUUUAUAAAGGACAUGUGAACGCUGGGCAGGAGCAUACUGCAGUUAUCAGCCUCUGCUCCGGUUUGCUUGGCACUUUCAGGUCACAAGAAGAGGAGUUUUUUGUAGAGCCCCUUCAUAGCUACAAUGGUCAACAUUAUGAAGAAGAACACAUCAAACCUCAUGUCGUGUACAGAAAAGAUGCAUCAAAAAAGACUGUAGAUGAUUCAACUACAUGUGAAACUUCAGGACAUAAAGAGCCACACCGCAGACACAGGAACAGACUGAAGAGAAAGUCGCCCUCAAGCUGGUUGUCCAACCUGGAGACUCUUAAUUCCAAACUCUUCUCUGCCCCCUUCCCCUCAGAAAACAAGCACAACUCCACUAAUGAAAGCAGUGACUCCAAGCCACACCAGAGAUCAAAGCGUUUCCUCUCCUACCCCCGUUUUGUUGAAGUCAUGGUUGUGGCAGACAGUAAGAUGGUAGAACAUCAUGGAAGCAACCUCCAGCACUACAUUCUUACACUGAUGUCCAUCGUUUCCUCCAUCUAUAAGGAUCCCAGCAUUGGAAACCUGAUUAACAUUGUUAUUGUGAAGCUGGUCAUCAUAAAGAAUGAGCUGGAUGGUCCCACUAUUUCUUUCAAUGCACAAGCCAGUUUGAAAAACUUCUGCAUAUGGCAGCAGAGUCAGAACCAUCCGGAUGACAGCCAUCACUCACAUCAUGACACCGCCAUUCUAAUCACAAGGCAGGACAUCUGUCGAGCACGGGACAAGUGUGACACUUUAGGUCUUGCUGAACUGGGUACAGUUUGUGAUCCCUACAGAAGUUGCAGUAUUAAUGAGGAUAAUGGACUCAGUACUGCUUUCACCAUUGCUCAUGAGCUUGGUCAUGUGUUCAACAUGCCUCACGAUGACAGUAACAAAUGCAAAGAGGAUGGAGUCAAGAACCAGCAACAUGUGAUGGCCCCUACGCUCAACUAUUACACCAAUCCAUGGAUGUGGUCCAAAUGUAGUCGGAAAUACAUCACAGAGUUCCUCGACAUAGGGUAUGGUGAGUGCUUGCUCGAUGAGCCAGUUUCUAGGCCAUACAGUUUGUCCCAGCAGCUGCCAGGACAGAUAUACAGUGUCAAUAAACAAUGUGAGCUGAUAUUUGGGUCUGGGACACAGGUGUGCCCAUAUAUGACACAGUGCAGGAGGUUGUGGUGCACCAGUCCAGAAGGAGUCCAGCGUGGCUGUCGGACCCAACACAUGCCAUGGGCCGAUGGGACGGAGUGUUCUCCAGGAAAGCAUUGUAAACAUGGCCUGUGCAUCCAUAAAGAGCAUGAAUCUGUUCCAGUUGAAGGGGCCUGGGGCGUCUGGAGUCCCUUUGGCACAUGCUCAAGGACCUGCGGAGGGGGAAUCAAGAUAGCUGUGCACGAGUGCAACCGACCUGCGCCCAGAAAUGGGGGGAAGUAUUGUGUUGGACGCAGAAUGAAAUUCCGUUCCUGUAACUCUGAGCCAUGUUCCAAGCAAAAGAAAGACUUCAGGGAGGAACAGUGUGCCAGCUUUGAUGGGCAGCACUUCAACAUCAAUGGUCUACCUCCAAAUGUCCGCUGGGUGCCAAAGUAUAGCGGAAUUCUGAUGAAGGAUCGCUGUAAGCUAUUCUGUCGUGUGGCGGGCAGUACAGCUUACUACCAACUCAGGGACAGAGUUAUUGAUGGCACGCAGUGUGGGCCUGACACCAACGACAUCUGUGUGCAAGGCCUGUGCAGGCAAGCAGGAUGUGACCACGUGUUGAACUCCAAGGCCAGGAGAGAUAAGUGUGGAGUGUGUGGUGGGGAUAACUCAUCUUGCAAGACUGUGGCAGGAACGUUCAACAUAGUGCAUUAUGGUUACAAUGUUGUGGUGCGAAUUCCCAGCGGUGCUACAAACAUAGAUGUGAGACAACACAGCUAUUCAGGGAAACCAGAGGACGAUAACUACCUCGCCUUGUCCAACGGCCGUGGAGAAUAUUUACUCAAUGGAGAUUUUGUGGUCAGUAUGUUUAAAAGGGAAGUCAGAGUAGGGAAUGCUGUUAUUGAAUACAGCGGCUCUGACCAUGUUGUUGAGAGAAUCAACUGCACUGACCGCAUAGAAGAGGAGAUUAUUAUCCAGGUGCUAUCCGUAGGUAACCUCUACAACCCUGAUGUCAGGUAUUCCUACAAUAUUCCGAUAGAGGACAAACCUCAGCAGUUUUUCUGGGAUGCGUACGGCCCGUGGCAGGAUUGCAGUCUUUUGUGCCAAGGAGAGCGCAAGAGGAAGAUCAUGUGCAGUCGUGAGUCGGAUCGAGUGGUUGUGUCUGAUCAGCGGUGCCAUGGCUCUCCCAAACCAGCUGUGAUCUCUGAGCCAUGCAACACAGACUGUGAGCUCAGGUGGCAGGUUGUUCGCAAAAGCGAGUGUACAGCCAUAUGUGGUCUGGGUUUCCGGACUUUGUACAUUUACUGCAUCAAACAGAGCAGGUUGAAUGGGAAAACCCAGAAGGUUGACGACCGGUAUUGCAGCAGCCAGCACAAGCCUGAAGACAAGGAGGUGUGCCAUGGAGACUGCAACCCUGGUGGAUGGGAGUACUCUCUCUGGUCUGAGUGCUCCAGGAGCUGUGGAGGAGGAACACGUCGUAGAAGUGCGGUAUGUGGAAAGUCAGCAGAAACUGAUGACGAAAGCAAGUGCAACCCACAAGAAAAGCUCACAGUCCAGCCUUGUAAUGAGUUCCUGUGUCCUCAAUGGAAAACUGGAGACUGGUCUGAGUGUUUAGUGACAUGUGGCAAGGGCUAUAAGCACCGCCAGACUUGGUGUCAGUUUGGAGAAGAGCGUUUGGAUGACCGUUUAUGUGACUCAUCCAAACCAGAGUCGGUACAGGCCUGCCAACAGCAAGAAUGUGCAUCCUGGCAGGUGGGACCCUGGGGACAGUGUACCACCACAUGCGGCCCGGGCUAUCAGAUGAGAGCUGUGAAGUGUGUGGUUGGCUCAUACGGCUCUGUCAUGGAUGACUCUGAAUGUAAUGCAGCAACACGUCCAACGGACACUCAGUGCCCCGUAUCCUGUGGUCAGGGUACAACUACACGGCAAGUAGUGUGCAUGAACAUCAGCGAUCAAGUUGUGGAUAUGAGUGAGUGUGACCCAGAUGAUCAGCCAGCAACAGAGCAGGAGUGUGCCAUGCCCCAGUGUCCGUCUCACUCCAGCGACCACGGGGGCUUUUUACCUAACCCUGAUUCUCGAAAAAAAACGGUUCCUGCCGGACGAGCUGACCGUAACAGAGCUGGCAGACUUCAGUCUCAUCAAUGGAGGACUGGACCAUGGGGGGCGUGUUCAAGUACCUGUGCUGGAGGAUUCCAGAGGCGUGUGGUGGUGUGUCAGGAUGAGAACGGCUACCCUGCCAACAGCUGUGAUGAAAGCACUCAACCCAUAGAGCAGCGCUCCUGUGAGUCCGGCCCCUGCCCUCAGUGGUUCUAUGGCAGCUGGGGUGAGUGUUCAAAAUCCUGCGGAGAAGGGAUAAAGACCCGGUUGGUCGCUUGUCAGCGGCCCAACGGGGAGCACUUUAACGAUCUGAGCUGUGAAAUUCUUGACAAACCACCCGACCGAGAACAGUGCAAUACCCAGUCCUGCUCUAUUAACCCUGACUGGAGCACAGACCAACGGAGCUCGGUACGCUCAUAACUAUUUUAACUUUCUCCCUUCAUAAGUUCUCAUUCUCACAACAUGCCAAUGUUUCUUUACACUCAAGACAUGAAGAAAACAAACUGAAACUCAGAUGGUUUGAUCUUUGAGUAAACAAAUAGCUGGUUUUAACGUUUGCUGCUUAUCAGCGAGUUUCGGUUGCACUUAAAGAUCCACCAAACAUGCAGUCAAAUAUUGUUUUAGAGUUUUAUUUCCUGACUGAAAAAGUGAGCAUCUCUUUGGCCGAUGUGUUUGUUUGAAUGCUGUUUUGUUUGAUUUUUUCCCCUAUUUAAUUUUCUAUGUUAGGUUUCUUUUGCCCAACGCAGCUGUACUUUGGAUAAAUACAAAUCAUUGUGACGCCCUUUGUUGUGGCUUAUAUAUAAUAUAGUAUAUAGUAUUUCGAAUACAUGGGCAGCAAUACUUGCUCCACUUUAGAGCUGAAACAUCUGGCCACAGGCAGUUUACUUUAUUAUAUUGAAACUAUCUCCCUGUGUUUUUCUAACGCUCUUCAUAAUUCGUUUCUCAUUAAUUUUUUCUUUCAACUAUACCUCACAUGAACUCAGCUAGCCAUUGACCUUUUUCAAAUUUAUGAUGGUGCUUUUUCAGUA